GUCGGUCGCAGCGCUACCUUUACGGACCCAAACAUGUGUCCUGGACAUCGCCUCGAUGAGUGUGCGAUCUAAUCAAUCCGUGUCGUCCGCUCGCUCAGGAAGUGACUUUAGUCUAGAGUCUUUUAACCUCGAACCCGGAGCUAAUGAACGCCAAAAGCGGGGCUUUCUGUCCGGUCUGUGGAGAGCGGUAGGUCGAGCCACAGAGGCCGCUAGUACCCUACCGUUCAACGCACAGACGGGCGGAUCAAGCGAUGAACCGAGUCCAACAUCACCUCUACCUGGAUCUAUCUACGCAACAAGCUCAGCAGUUCCUGUGCCAGGGAAAGGGGAUCACGGCGCCGACCAUGCCUCCUCAAGCUACUUGGCUGAUGCUGACAAAGUCUCUGUUGCCGGCUCGGUAGAGUCUAUGGAUAGUGAGGUUUCGGAGACUGCUAGUCAGAUAUCGUUCCAAGUUGCGGAUAAAUCAGCAAAUGGAGGCACGGGAAAUGCUGAAGAGGUAGAGAAGAAUAAAUCCUCACUGAAACUUAUACGCCGUAUGCGUAAUAUCGGUUCAAGCGGGAUUACCAAGGACUAUUGGAUGAGAGAUGAUAAGGUCAAGGAAUGCUACGAGUGUAAACAGCCAUUUACGACCUUCCGCCGGAAACAUCAUUGCCGAAUAUGUGGUCAAAUUUUCUGCCACAGAUGUGCAUCGUCGAUUGUUCCUGGAGAGCGCUUUGGUUAUCCCGGAGAAAUGCGUGUGUGCAAUUUCUGCAUGAAGAUCAUGCAAGAUUACAGACAUGACGAUCCAACUACACCGAAUGACCACCCGAGCUCAGCUCCCGCGAAUUUGCCACUACCCGUAUCACGAAGACGCUCGUUAGCUCAGCAUGCCCAACCCGAGAACAAACCUCCAGCUCCAAGUGGCAGCGGGUCCACUCCGUUAGCUGGCUUACAUCUUCCUGCAAAAGGGUGGGCUCUUUCAGCGUCACCAGAUGCAUCAUUGGAAGGGUUCAAGAAAAUGCUUGGAUCAUCUAUAUUUCAGAAUCGCCGCACUACCACGUCUGAGGAAUUAACACCAACUCUGCCAAAGCCCGUUGAGCCUUUUCGUGGCGCUCCUGAUGAAGCGAAGAAUGCUGUUGCGCAUCCAAAUGCCGACAAUUUCUUGGAUCCUGAGAUCGCCGCAUAUAUGACGGAUGAGGACAGUGAAAAUGGAACCCCCGGUGAUUGGGCUACCAGUCCGUUUCUCAAUUUUCCCUCAACCAUCGCAGGUGCUAUGGCAAUCAGCAUUCCAAGUACCAGAGUCACUGGAACAGAAUCAUUGCAAGCAGCCCAAGAUAGUGAUACAUGGGAUUACGGUGAUGUGAAAGAGCGUAAGAGGAGGACACAGCGACGCAUAUCCCGCAAUGACGAGCUGCGCAUAGAGUUUACAAAAGAUAAAUUGAAGCGGCGAAGCAUUUCUAGUGGGCAUCCAAGACCCACCAGGUUUUCGGCUCGAGCAAUCAGUCGUCAGCUCAGUAAAUCCACGCUUGUAACGCCGUCAGAUGGGACCAUUCAGCCAUUAGAGGACGCAGCAGCACAUAAUGGUCGCGUAUCUCGGCACCGUCGCACCGCAUCUUGCCCUCCUAAUGUGGAGCUAAACGCAGCGUCUCUUCAGCACAUGCGAAAACUCCUGGAUCAAGUUCUUUUGGAAUCAGAGAUUCCAUUGAGUAGCGGAUGGGAAGAUGUCUUAAUGAAGAUCAUGCUUAAAGUGUGUGACAACAUUCAACCAGAAGUUCGCGCGGGCGAUUUCAUUGACAUACGUCAUUAUGUCAAGAUUAAAAAGAUUCCUGGUGGGGUCCCGUCUGACAGUGAAUACGUUUGCGGGGUUGUUUGCACGAAGAACGUGGCACAUAAAAAGAUGUUGAGGACAAUCUUCCGCCCAAAGAUUCUGCUGCUCACUUUCGCUCUGGAAUAUCAGCGGGUCGAGAACCAAUUUCUCUCUCUCGAGCCUCUCCUAUCACAGGAACGGGAACACUUGAAGAAUCUGGUGGCGCGUGUGGUCGCUUUGAAACCGGACGUUGUGCUAGUGGAAAAGACUAUUUCACGACUCGCAUUGGAGUUCUUAUUAGAAGCUAAUGUGGUGGUCGCCUACAACGUAAAACCGUCUGUGAUAGAAGCGAUUGCCCGUUGCACGAAGGCCGAUAUUAUCUCGUCAAUGGAUAAGCUUGCGCUCGAGCCUCGAUUGGGUACCUGCGAUACCUUCAGCACCAAAACUUUCAUGAACGACCAGAUGCCAGGGUAUCGAAAGACAUACAUGUACUUUUCUGGGUGUCCUAAGGAGCUCGGAUGCACAAUUGUGCUGCGUGGUGGCAACAUGGAAACCUUAGGCAAGAUCAAGCAGAUCGCAGACUUGAUGGCAUUCGUGGUGUAUAACCUCAAGCUUGAGACAUUCCUCUUUCGCGAUCAGUUUGCAAUGGAACCAGUGGCUGAACCUGAAAGCCUUCAGGGUCCCUCGAAUGCCACGGGUGCGGAUGAAUCAGAUACAAUUGGUUGCAAACCAUCCCCUUCAAAGACUACAGAAAUCACACCUUUUAGCAGAGCGAUCAAGCCAUAUGAGGAGACCAUUCUCUCCGCUUCACCGCAUGUCAAGUUUCCACUACCGUACCUGCUCACUCGCUUAAAAGAGGAGGAGCAGCACAUAGCUCAUCUCCAGAAGAAGUAUGUCGCUGAAAAGAACAAACAGAAUGGCGGGAAGGGAUCGGAAAUAGGUUCCAAUGGCGAAACGAUCGAUGUCGAUGAGCGAGAGUACAUUCUGGGGAUUCUCGACCAGUCGAGUGGCUGGCUGUCGUCCAUUGAGACUAGAGCCGGCAUCAACAAUCUUCUUGAGAAUGCUAGUAGCUUGAGUCCAUUUGGUCAUCAAAGUAUCAUGGUGCUGUACUCCAACGUUUGUGCAGCUACCACUAUCCCCUGUCAAGCUCCGGAGCAGCAUUUAAUAGAAUACUACCGUGGAACGGACAUGACGCUCGGUCAGUACUUGGAGGAGCUGUGCUGCAAUUCAGACUAUCUAUGUCCGGCGAAGAUGUGCGAUCGAAAGAUGUUGAUGCAUUUCCGCAGUUAUGCGCACGGCCAAGGACGAGUCAACGUGGUAAUAGAAGAAUUUGCAUCCCCUGUGCAAGGGAUGGAGGAUACGAUACUCAUGUGGAGCUUUUGCAAAAUAUGCAACCAAGUAACUCCUGUGGUGCCAAUGUCGGAGGAAACGUGGAAGUACUCGUUUGGAAAGUACCUUGAACUAUCGUACUAUCAUACUCGACUGAGCUGUCGUGCUGACAUGUGCCCACACGAUAUUUUCCGCGAUCACAUCCGGUAUUUCGCCUUGAAGAACCUGGCGGUCCGCUUUGAAUACGAGAUGAUUGAGCUCCUGGAAGUUGUGGUACCGCCGAAACACCUUCGUUUCAUCGCCGAGAUCAGUUCCAAGUUGAUGCAGCAAGAUUAUGAGACUCUCAAACAGCAACUAGUUCGCUACUUUGAUUCCGUGUCGGAGCGGAUAAAAAGCUUUACAUUCGAUAUCGUUCCGCCUGGAAAGAUUCAGGCUUCAAAGGAAGCGAUGAGCGAAAUGGGCAAACGAGCGGUGUCUGAGAAAAAGUACAUGCUCCAGCUCCUUCAGCAAACUCUUAUUAGCAGUUCUCCAACCGAUAUACUUGCCCUAAACGGCGUAUUGCGUGUCCUCCAAGAUAAAGUCACCCAGUGGGACGCAGACUUCACUGCCUUCGCAAGGCGGUUUCUGCAGGCUGAUACGAAAGAGAUUCGCAGAGUGACUGCAGCCCAACUUAAGCGCAUGUUUGCGGACAAGGAACUCCCGCCCCGCCCCGGACUGAGCCUUCCAGAGGAUACUGCUCCGUUGGAAAUCGAGAUGGGCGUGAAUCCAUCUGGGGUUGAGUCGUCGCUACCUUUGUUAGGCCGAUCGCCGACCUCCGCCACCUCUCAAAUCUUCGCAAAGUCGAUGGCAACGCGAGCCAACGAACAACCCAUGGUGUCGUCACAGGCACGGACGAAUCGUCGCAUGUCGAUCAAGCUGAUGAAAGAGUCCAAGGCAAGACAAAGAUCCCAAUCAGAGGGCGUCUCGCUUCUGACGCCGGUUGUAACGGCCCCGGCGGGGGAGGAAGGUGAUUGGGACCUCGCCCAAGUCUUCGUUUCGGAGGAGGGGUACGACGGUCCUGGCAUUUUGGACAGUCCUGUAAUGACAGAGUUUCCUGAUAACACUUGCGGAGGUCUCGAAGGAUUAUCUAUUUGCAGCUCGGCAUCCGCCAAUGGGAAUGACCUGGCUCUUCCAGGCCAACUUCGGGACGCAGGUCCGUCUGACGAGAACGUUCUGACGAACGUCAACCAGCUUCGCGCCGAACCGAUUACCGAUAUGCUUGGAGAUGAGCAAACAAUGGCCCUCUCUAAAAAGGCGCCGUCAAUCUCCUCUUACGGAACGGGGACGGGCAUAAAUGAUGAUGACGACGAUAUGCCAGUAGAGUGGAAUAUAAUCAGCGGGGUUGCUGGAGAGAUGCUGGAAAGGGAGGUACCCCCACCCGCCGUGAAUCGUGAUAUACGGGAGCUGCAAGCUCUGGUUGGUGAAAGAACCUCAAUCAUGAAGACAAUUACUAGCCUAUGGACCGGAAACGCAGCCAAUUUUCUACCUUUGGAGUGUCCCCUGGCACCCACGGACCAUAUCUUUCCAGACUCCAAUGUCGUAGUUCGAGAGGAUGAACCAAGCUCAAUCAUUGCAUUCACACUAGACUCCAAGCACUACAAAGAAAAGCUGCGUUGCAUGCGACAGGGCGUGGAUACUCAGGAGAAACCGAAUGCGUCGGAAGACCCACAUACCAGAGUUUUUGUCGAGUUUGAUGAUCAGUACGCGGAUACGGGUGGAAUGGAAGAAACUCUUUUGCGUGGUACAGGAACCCACAUUCGAUAUCAAUUCUGGGAUGGACCAACGCGCAUGAACUGCAAAAUUUUCUUUGCUGAACAAUUCGAAGCACUGCGACAAAAUUGUGGUAUUGAUGAAAAUUAUGUCCAGUCGCUCGCUAGAUGUAUGAGAUGGGAUGCUCUAGGAGGUAAAUCCGGUUCCACUUUCCUGAAAACAAGAGAUGACCGCUUGAUCAUCAAACAACUUUCACGCCUUGAGAUGGAUGCAUUGUAUAAAUUUGCACCCGCCUACUUUGAAUACAUGUCCCAAGCGAUUUUCCAUGAGUUGCCCACGGUUUUGGCCAAAAUAUUUGGCUUCUAUCGUAUAUCGUACAAAAAUCCAACUACCGGUCGCUCGAUGCGCUUUGACUGCUUCGUUAUGGAGAACUUGUUCUAUGAAAGAACCAUUUCGCGGAUAUUUGAUUUGAAGGGAUCGAUGCGCAACAGACAUGUGCAAUCAACUGGUCGUCAGAAUGAGGUCCUUCUCGAUGAGAAUCUGGUGGAAUUCAUCUACGAAUCACCCCUUUUCAUUCGCGAACACUCAAAGAAGCUACUUCGCGCGUCGGUGUGGAAUGAUACCCUCUUCCUCUCGAAAUUGAAUGUCAUGGAUUACUCCUUGCUGGUUGGAAUUGACGUCGAACGGAGCGAAUUAGUAGUUGGCAUUGUUGAUUAUAUCCGGACGUUCACAUGGGACAAAAAAUUGGAAAGUUGGGUUAAGGAAACCGCUUUCCUGGGGGGCGGGGGCAAAGAACCAACCAUCGUGUCGCCUCGGCAAUAUAAAAACAGAUUCCGUGAAGCCAUGGAACGGUACUUUCUCAUGGUACCCGACAAGUACAUCAGCACAUUGAAUGUUCCUCAUCAGCCUUAAAUUGUACAUAGACUGUAUAUUAUAGCAUAUUUUGAGUAUAGAGUAUUUAGUACCUUAUGGGAUUGUGUCAGAAAGUAUACAGCAUCAUGAAAAGCCAUGCGGCCACAUUGGUGCGAUAUGCGAAUGAAAAAGCCAUACAAACUCAC
This is a messenger RNA of Spizellomyces punctatus DAOM BR117, 5922 nucleotides long. RefSeq lists its product as uncharacterized. The coding region runs from base 56 to 5776 and encodes 1906 amino acids. Gene Ontology annotation, cellular component: fungal-type vacuole membrane; endosome membrane. Gene Ontology annotation, biological process: phosphatidylinositol phosphate biosynthetic process. Gene Ontology annotation, molecular function: metal ion binding; ATP binding; 1-phosphatidylinositol-3-phosphate 5-kinase activity. The record is from RefSeq and is a predicted model, not a curated record. Lineage: Eukaryota; Fungi; Chytridiomycota; Chytridiomycetes; Spizellomycetales; Spizellomycetaceae. The transcript is spliced from 14 exons.